AUGUCUGUGCUCUAUUUACAGGUAAAUAUGAGCGAACCACAGAGUACUGCAGAACAAAUGCCUGCUGGGAAAAGCCAUGGCGGAAUUGGGGGUAACUACAAGAUCACUCUGUAUGAACUGGAGAAUUUCCAGGGGAAAAAGUGCGAGCUGAGUGGGGAAUGCCAGAAUCUGAGCGAGAAAGGCCUUGACAAAAUUGGAUCCAUCAAAGUCGAGUCUGGACCAUGGCUCAGCUUUGAACGCCAGUCAUAUGGGGGUGAACAGUUUGUGCUGGAAAAAGGAGACUAUCCCCGAUGGGACACUUGGUCUAACAGCCACAGGAGUGACUACCUGAUGUCCAUCCGUCCCCUGAAAAUUGCAAGUCUAAUAGAAAAGCUGGAAAAUGACAGUGCUGAACACAAGAUCCACUUGUUUGAAAAUGCUGGUUACAAUGGAAGAAAGAUGGAGAUUGUGGACGAUGAUGUACCCAGCCUGUGGGGUCAUGGAUUUCAGGACCGUGUAGCCAGUAUUAAAGUUUUGAAUGGAACCUGGGUUGGUUAUGAGUACCCUGGCUAUAGAGGACGACAGUAUGUAUUUGAGAAGAAUGAAUAUCAACACUGGAAUGACUGGAAAGGCAACCAACCUAAAAUCCAGUCAGUCCGCCGUAUCCGUGAUAUGCAGUGGCAUAAACGUGGCUGUUUUACUGGAACUCCAGCAGCACCUUCAGCUCCAGCUCCAGCCCCAGCUCCAGCCCCAGCCCCUACUAGCAGCUGAAGGAGAGUCAAGCACACACUCCAACCAUCAUCAUCUCCUGCAGAGAAGCAUAGCAAGAAGAGACGCACAAAAUGAUUUUACAUGAUCUUUACAUGUCUCUAAAAUGUGUUAGUCCAAAUCUUUGAAUAAAAGUGCUGGGCUACUGGA
This is a messenger RNA of Xenopus tropicalis (tropical clawed frog), 897 nucleotides long. The record is from RefSeq and is a predicted model, not a curated record. Lineage: Eukaryota; Metazoa; Chordata; Amphibia; Anura; Pipidae.